This is a messenger RNA of Prinia subflava (tawny-flanked prinia), 1870 nucleotides long. RefSeq names its product N-acetyl-beta-glucosaminyl-glycoprotein 4-beta-N-acetylgalactosaminyltransferase 1-like. The transcript has 3 exons. Lineage: Eukaryota; Metazoa; Chordata; Aves; Passeriformes; Cisticolidae. The record is from RefSeq and is a predicted model, not a curated record. The coding region runs from base 1 to 768 and encodes 255 amino acids.
AUGGAAAAACCUUGCAUCAACAUCUCCGAAGGCCUGAGCCCAGAACGCGUGAAGCUGCUCCUGUUUGUAACUCCGGGAAGGGCCCGGGCUGAGGGGGCUGCUCCCGGGGCUGUCUCUGCAGGGAGGAGGGAUCCCUGCGUGCAGAGAGGGAGGAAGGAGCCCUGUUUUUUGAGGGAGGAGCGAUCCCUGCGUGCAGGGAGCACCGGGGAGGCGAGCAGAGCCCCGUGCCCUGGGCACAGACUCACACCCUGUGCUCCAGAAAACAGAGGCACAAAGGCUGGGAUUGAGACUAGCACCCGUUUCCUCGGGGAUGUGCUGCCCUCGCCCAACGUGGGGCUGCCCGGCGCCCUGAUCCCCCGGGAGCCCCCCGGGCCCGCCUACGUGACCCACAGGGGGCCCCUGGUACGGCUGCUGCUGGCGCAGGAGGGGCAGGGCAGGGCUGCCCGCGCCGGCCCCGCACCGCCCGGGCCCCGCACUGAGCCCCGGCCCCGCACCGAGCUCCGCACCGAGCCCCGGCCCCGCACCGAGCUCCGCACCGAGCCCCGGCCCCGCACCGAGCUCCGCACCGAGCCCCGGCCCCGCACCGAGCCCAGCCCCGAGAGCGGCGCGGGCAGCGGCACCGCCGGCAGCCGGGAGGGCUCCACGGGGAUUCCCGCGGCUCCCGCCUUGGCACCGCCAAGUAUUUGCCACAGGAUUGUUUUUGCAAGAAAACCUCCCUCGACUGUUCUGCCCGGGAGUGACCUGGCGUGUUCCAGCCGGAGGGAAUGACCUGGCUGCAGCUGAAGCAAAGGAAAGGAAGAAGAUGCUCCUGAGUGUUUUCCAGGUUCAUUAAACUUUCCCUGCAAGCAGCAUUUAACUCUUGGAGCCUUUUCCUAAAAGGCUGGUUGGAAUGAAAGCAGAAGGGCGGGGGGGGUGGUGUGCAUCCUGGUCUCUGCUCUCAGGUCUGGAGCAAGCCACAGCCUCCACAUUUGAAAUAAAAUAUUUAACUUGCGAUGGUGGAGAGUGUUUGCUCCUGUGCUGGGGCUCCGUGGACAAGUGUCCCAGCACCCCUGUGACAGUGUCCCUGCAGGUGGGGAACCUGAGAAGAACACUUUUGUCUGGCUGCUUAGGCAGGCUGGGUUGCUGGAAGCCUCUUGGAGGAGUCCCGGCCCUCAGAUGAGCCAGGGCAAAGCUGUGCCAGCCUGACCUGGGCUUUGCUGACUCAUUUCUAUCAGGAUCACAGAGCAGUGCAAAAGCUGCCAUUUCCGUGCAAGAAUUCCCCUCCCCAAGCACUGCUCCAUCCUCCAGGACACAAAGUUGCUGUUUUCCUGUCCCAGCACUUGUGCUCAGAGCAGUUGUGCUGCUCCAGCUCUCGCAGUGACUCUGCCUCAGUAGGAGCUUGGUAUGAUGUCAAUGUUUCGAGUGGGUGAAGCAGAGGAGGCAAAAAUAGACAUUUAGACAUUUUUCCAGUUAUGCAUUUUCAAAAAGGAAUAUUUAUAGCUCGGUGCCUGAACACAGGCUCUCUUUGUGAAUCUGCUUCCAAUUGCAACACAGCACAUCCCCACUGGACCCUCGGGAUGUGUGCAGGCAGCUUUGAGCCCCUGGCAGUGGGAGCUUCUGUGUCCCUGUAUGUGCUGAAGUGUUCCCAGUGCAGACAUGAAGCACCCACAGGGAUCUCGGGGUGCUCUGGGGCUGCAUCCCUGGCUCCAGACUGCCCUGGCUCAUCUCUAGGGCAGGACUGCAGCCCACUGGAGUCUGAGCCUGCAUUUCAUGAUUGACUCUGGAGCAUAACGAGGAUGGUGAUGAGGGAGGUGUCCUCAGGUCACUCAUUGCUGGAUGUGGAAGGUCCAAAUCAUUGCAUUUCACUUUACCUCUGUUUCCCCAUCUGUGG